AUGACGGUUUAUUUUUUAUCUACAGCAGUUAUGUUGUUCAAAACGGGCCUCAGUGACCUGAGGAUUAUUUCCUCCGCGAACAAAUUUUGUGCAUUUCUUGCAUUUGUCAUAACACCAGGAUUUUCUCAUUUCUCCUUUACUUGCGUGAGUCUUAAGUCUGCUCUCCUUUUACCCUUUCUUUGCCUCCCUAGUUCACCUCUGAGCAUCGCAUCAUCUGGCUUGUGUUCUUAUUUCUUCGCGGUGUUCUUACGAUGCCUAUCAGCCUUUUCGCCCUGGACAGGCGUAAUUGCUGCUUUCGUCUUCGCAACCGUUCUUAUCUCCUCCUUUUCAUUUUAUGAUCCUGUUAGUACCUAUCUAUCUAUCUAUCUAUCUAUCUAUCUAUCUAUCUAUCUAAGGCAUGGCAUCCUAACAUUUUCUAUCUAUCUAUCUAUCUAUCUAUCUAUCUAUCUAUCUAUCUCAGGAUAUAUGUAUCUAUCUCAUAAGAGGAUAUCUAUCUAUCUAUCUAUCUAUCUAUCUAUCUAUCUAUCUGUAUCAGGACAUAUGUAUCUAUGUCAGUCAGUAUCUAUCUAUCUAUCUAUCUAUCUAUCUAUCUAUCUAUCUAUCUAUCUAUCUACUUUGAUAUUUAUUUGA
Messenger RNA from Acanthosepion pharaonis, 630 nucleotides. The record is from the annotation of a GenBank genome assembly. Lineage: Eukaryota; Metazoa; Mollusca; Cephalopoda; Sepiida; Sepiidae.